AUGAAGCUGCUAAACGCCUAUCAUUUUAAUCUGCCUCCCUCAGGCGUCAACACAUUGUCGAAUUUGACCUUCAUACAAUUGAUAUGGCGCAGAAACGGUACCCUGUCUGAUGAGCAGAUCGCUAAACUGGUCUUCACCGUUAACCUUCAACUGACGAUAAGUCGGCCGCCUUAUCUCGUCUCUGAAACUAUAAACGGAACCUCAAGACUACGUCUCGCCAACCUGCUCACGAGCAUAGUGGACCCGGCUUACUUGGAGGGUGUGACGCGGGUCCGAGUCAACGUAAACAUGUGGCCAAAUGCGACAAGGUAG
Molecule: messenger RNA, 312 nt
Organism: Protopolystoma xenopodis
Lineage: Eukaryota; Metazoa; Platyhelminthes; Monogenea; Polystomatidea; Polystomatidae
Source: the annotation of a GenBank genome assembly